Messenger RNA from Arabidopsis arenosa, 874 nucleotides. The record is from the annotation of a GenBank genome assembly. NCBI's taxonomy places the organism in Eukaryota, Viridiplantae, Streptophyta, Magnoliopsida, Brassicales, Brassicaceae.
AAAUCGGUGUUCCAUAAUGUUGAAAACUUUAUCACUCUUUUUUGUCUUGCAGGUCCAUCGUCCCUACAAGGCUACAACCUAAGAAGGCAAAGUGUUCCUUAGUCACAUGGCCGCCUUUGAUGGGCCAAAGUUCAAGAUGACCGAUGGCUCUUAUGUUCAGACCAAGAGCAUUGAUGUUGGACCAUCAACAGAUAUCUCGCAAUACCUUUCACUUAUAAGAGAAGAUUCUAUCUUGAAUGGAAACCGAGCCGUGAUCUUCGAUGUGUAUUGGGAUGUUGGAUUUCCCGAAACUGAAACCAAAACCAAAACGUCAGGGUGGAGUCUGUCAUCGGUGAAGCUGAGCACGAGAAACCUAUGUCUCUUCCUUCGACUUCCUAAACCUUUUCAUGACAAUCUCAAGGAUCUGUACCGUUUCUUUGCUUCCAAGUUUGUUACUUUUGUUGGAGUGCAGAUCGAGGAAGACCUGAACUUGCUUAGUGAAAACCAUGGUCUUGUGAUAAGAAAUGCGAUUAACAUUGGGAAAUUGGCUGCGAAAGCUCGUGGAACUCUGGUGCUUGAGUUUCUUGGGACAAGAGAAUUGGCGCACAGAGUUUUGUGGUCUGAUUUGGGUCAGCUGGAUUCGAUUGAGGCCAAAUGGGAAAAGGCAGGGUCUGAAGAACAACUUGAGGCUGCAGCCAUUGAAGGGUGGCUCAUCUUCAAUGUUUGGGAUCAAUUAUCCGAGGAGUGAUUUACUUAUCUUUGUGAUUGCUUCUUUUUUUGGUUCUUUUGUUCUUUUGAUGAAAUGACUUGUGAUAUUGUGACUGAAUCUAAGUGAUCCUUUGUAUGUUGUUUGAUGUGAUCAUCAACAAUCACUAAACAAAAAGUGAACAGUUUC